AUUGGGUCAGGAGGACUAUGUGAGAGGGGGGUGAGUUCUUUCAUCUCAAGAGUCCGGCCACUCAGCAGAUUGGAAGCUACAGAUGGACGCUGCCCCUGAGGCAGAAAAACCGCAGUAUCAGUUCUUCUAUGAGAAAGCCUUGAAGAGGGAGGAGGAAGAGAAAGAGAGAGAGAGAAGGGAUAAGGUGCAGGCCCACGAGGCCGUCCUUAGCACCGUGUCCGCUCUGACUGAUGAGGAGGUAGGGGAGAAAACGGUUCCCCUCCUCAGAGCCUUAGCAGGGGUCCGGGUUGUUGAGGACCAUACUGGCCAGCUCGCACAGUUGUUUAAGCAGCUCAAGAAGUUGCGCGAAGACAUGGCCAAGAUGGCGCAGCAGCACCGCGAUCAGCUACAACAGUUUGCUAGUUCGCAGCAGGCUCAAAUCGUCUCUUCACUCACCUACCCUGCCUCCAAUGUUGCGUGUCAGUCCAGUUUUGCCCCUCUGAAUACGUCUACUUCUUCUCCUUCUACUUCUUUUUCUUCUUUGAGUGUGGUUAUCAGCCAAAGCGGAUCUGCAGCAAGUCCAGACCCUGCUGCUGCUGCUGCUGCAGCGGCAAGUGGUGGUGCAUGGACUUCUGGAACUGUUGCAGCCCCGGGCCCGGACCCAGCAAUGGCUGGGCCAGGCAACAGCUUUGCUUACCUCGACAGGAAGGCGACACAAAUUCCGUCGAAAUAUGACGGAAAAGACGAUGUCGAGUCAUGGAUCAGCACCAUGCGGUCCUACUUUGAUGUGUUGGGGACACCCCCAGUCACUCAAUCGUCGGUUCUUGGGACCGAUGUGGAACCCGCCGUGAGAGAAUUCCUAGAAAUCCAAGCUAUACAAGCAGGCUAUAAACGUAUAGACCUGAACAAGUGGCUGAAGGCCACGCCUGUAGCCACACUUAAGGAUCUCUUGAUUCAACAGUAUGCCGAUCCACAUGCUGCAGCAAAAGCAAGACUUAAGCUUGAUAAACUCAAGCACAGCAAGUGGACUGGCACCAUGCAAAGCCUGCAGCAGUAUGUCAGUAAGCUCUUUGCGACUCCUAAUUUGGAAAUGACUGCACAAUCUUGCUUGGAUGUGAUAAAAGCAACAGUCCCCUCUGCUGAAAUCCGUCGCCUGGGCCUCAGACUCGCGGAAUAUACAGAUUGGUUUUCCCUCAUGCGGGAUUUAGUCAAGUUGGAGGCACAAGACCUCCCGGGUGGAUCAAGUGGCAAAAGAGCCCUUGGCCGCAAACGGUUUUCUGGCAGCAACCGUUUGGUAGCACACGAUCUGUUAGAGGAUGAAGAGGAGAUCUUCGCAGACAACCCUUCUCUUGAUGACGAUCAAGAGCAAGGCUGUGAGGCAUCAUGCUCUGCGUCAGCCCACGAGUCUGAGUUGACCCAAUGUGAAAGAACCACGUGGAAGGACUCACAAUUCAUGGUCAAAGAUGCCAUGGGAAUCGAGCGUCCAGUCCUCUUGGAUGAGCCACGCGAGUCCCAAGUGACCUUUCUCAAUGCAAUGCAAUUCUGCAAAAAGUGGCGCUGGCGCAAAACAGAUGAGCAAAUGUAUAUAGCCUUUGUUAGGCCUGCUCAUGUGCCUUCUAUUUUUGCUGUACAUAAUGAUUCUACCUUGCAUGCUGUGUCCACCUCGGAUGCAACUACUUCUACCUCUACUAAGUCUAUCUCUAGUCCAAAUGGCUCUACUUCUAAUCCUGUUGUUUUGGCUGCACCUGUACAAACUGACAUGCUUGCUCCUGAGAGUGAUGAUCCCCCUCCGGAAAUCGCACCGGACAUUCGCAACCUUCUCAACCGAUUUCCUUACGUCUUGGCCGAACCGCAUGGCGUCUCCGUGCAUCCGGUCCGAUACAGGAUCGAAUUGAUUGAAGGUAGCACUCCUCCAAAGGGUUAUGUCUAUCGAAUGGGCCCAGACGAAUUGGAGGAGUUGCGAAGGCAGAUUGAUGAAAUGAUUGGGAAGGGAUGGAUCAAGCCGAGUGAGUCGGAGUUUGGUGCAACGAUUCUGUUUGUCCCUAAGAAAGGAGGUAAGUUGCGGAUGUGUAUUGAUUACUGCGGGUUGAACCGGAUCACAAGAAAGAAUGCCUAUCCUUUGCCACGCAUUGAUGAUUUGCUUGAUGUUGCAGGUGGGUGUAAAGUCUUCAGCAAGAUUGAUCUCAAAUCUGGCUACCACCAGAUUGAAGUCGAUCCUACAAACCAACACAAAACCGCAUUCAAAACUCGCGAUGGGCUGUACGAGUUUACCGUCAUGCCCUUCGGCCUCACGAAUGCGCCAACCACCUUUCAAAGUCUCAUGGACAAAGUGUUCCGCCAUCAGAUUAACCAGUUUGUUGUUGUUUAUCUGGAUGACAUACUAAUCUUCGGCAAAUCGAUGGAGGAGCAUAUGAGACACCUUGAGGAAGUGAUGCAAAUCCUCAAGGACACGCAACUCCAUCUCAACUUGGAGAAAUCUGAGUUUGGAAGGGACAACGUCAUCUACCUUGGACAUCGGUUGUUUGCUGCAGGCCUAGAGCCCGAGGCAACCAAGGUUGAGGUCAUCCAAAAGUGGCCCAAACCUGCGAAUGCCCACGAGUUGCGUUCUUUUCUUGGUCUUGCGUCGUACUACCGUAAGUUUGUGCCAAAAUUCUCUAUCAUCGCCCGUCCGCUGUCUAGACUAGCAAGCAAAAAUGUGUCCUACGCAUGGAAUGAAGAAUGCACAAUAACCUUUGAAGCGUUGAAAGUGGUUUUGCGCAUCAAACCGUCUCGGCAGAAGCCCUAUGGGCUGCUGCACCCUCUUCCUAUCCCUGAUGGUCCGGGUGAGUCUGUUUCCAUUCACUUCACGGACAUGGGGAAGAAGAGCAGAAACGGUUAUUCACAAGUGAUGGUGAUCAUUGAUCGGUUUUCGAAAUUUCUGAAUCUGAUUCCCUUGCCACCUCACGCCCCAACUGACCUUGUUAUCGAUGAGUUCAACAAAAGGUACGUGCUACAUUAUGACCCCCCGAAAACUCUUGUGAGUGAUCGGGACACCAGGUUCAUAAGCGCAGACUGGAAAGAUUUCACCUCCCAGACCUACGAUAUGAAACUCAAGAUGACGUCUGGGCGACACCCCGAAGCCAAUGGACUGGUGGAGGAAAUCAACCAGACCGUGAUCCAGCUUCUCAGGGCUCUAAUUGUACCUGAUCAGAACUCUUGGGAUGAGGAGUUGCCGAUUGUGCAGGGGUUGUACAACAACUCCAUCCACUCCUCCACCGGGAUGACGCCUAACCGGCUGCAUCUUGGAUGGAAAAUCCGCAAUCCUGUAUCUUAUCUAUUCCCUGAUCAGCCACAUGGCCUAACAGCUGGCCAGCCAGGCUACACCGCCAAGUUCGAUCGCCUACUCAAAGUUGUUGUCGCAGCUAUGGACAGGCGACGCAGUGCCAUGAUUAAACAUGCUAACAAAAAGCGCCAGCCUGCACCAUUCACAGUGGGAAGUUACGUCUGGGUCAAAAUGUCUGAGUUUUCUGAAGAAGAAGGUGUAUCACGAAAGCUUCUUCCUCAGUACUACGGUCCGUGGCAGGUCUUGAACCAGGUAGGGAGUGAUUCCUUCGGUCCUUCCUACACGAUUGAUGUGCCUGCACAUUUGCGCACAUACCCAGUCUUUCAUGCAUCAAAAUUGUUCCCGUAUGAACCACCUGAAACGUUGAAGUACCGAGAGUCAAUGAUUCCCGGCGCAAUCAAUGGCGGUUAUGAGGUUGAUAGGAUUGUCAAACACAGUGGGAAGGGGAGAAAUAGACAGUAUAAAGUUCAUUUUCUGUACCAUCCGUUGGACGAUUUCUAUUGGAUUGCUAGGAAAGACUUACUGCAGAGUGCACUGCGUGUCGUUAAUGCCUACAAACGAUUGAUAAAUGCUGAACAGCAACCAAAUUUCACUGCUACUCUGACUCCUACGGAACACGCCCGAUCUCUCUUUGCUAUCUACACCUAUGAUGCACUAUGCAAGGACUCUGAUUGAGUUACUCGCUUGAAGGGACCUCGCUCUUGAGGGGGGGGUAGUGUAAUGACCCGUCAAACACAGACUG
Messenger RNA from Chara braunii, 4043 nucleotides. The record is from the annotation of a GenBank genome assembly. Lineage: Eukaryota; Viridiplantae; Streptophyta; Charophyceae; Charales; Characeae.